AUGGCAUCUAAAACCUUCAACUCUUGCCCUGCUAUAGAUAUCGUCAUUUGCACUGCUAUGAUUUCGGGGUUUGUGCUCAAUGGAAUGGAUUGUAAAGCCUUAGAAAUGUUUAGAUGGGUGCUGGAUAAGAAAAUGAGGCCCAAUGCAGUAACUCUAGCAAGCCUCUUACCUUGUGCGGGUUUGGCUGCUCUGAAAUUGGGUAGGGAGUUGCAUGGUAGUGUUCUCAGAAAUGGGUUUGAAGACAGGUGUUAUGUAGGAAGUUCAAUUUCAGAUAUGUAUGCAAAAUGUGGAAGGUUGGACCUAGCACGUCUAGUUUUCUUCAGAAUUUUCAAAAAAGACACUGUUUCUUGGAACUCGAUGAUUACUAGCUGUUGCCAGAAUGCAAAGCCGGACAAAGCAAUUGAUCUUUUCUAUCAGAUGGGUUUAGAAGGAGCCAAAUAUGACUCUGUUAGCAUAUCUGCAGCUCUUUGUGCAUGUGCAGACUUGCAAGCACUGCAUUAUGGCAAAGUAAUACAUGGAUUCAUGAUUCGAGGAGCAUUUAGCUCAGAUCUUUUUGCUGAGAGCGCUUUGAUAGACAUGUAUGCUAAAUGUGGACACUUGGAAUUAGCACGUACUGCUUUUGACUUGAUGGAGUGCAAGAACGAAGUUUCUUGGAAUAGCAUAAUUGCUGCUUAUGGGAACCAUGGACACCUUGAGGAUGCUUUGGCUCUACUGAAUGAAAUGAGGGAAAAUGGAUUGCAGCUGACCAUGUCACUUUCCUCACCAUAA
Messenger RNA from Coffea arabica (coffee), 768 nucleotides. RefSeq names its product pentatricopeptide repeat-containing protein At4g21300-like. Gene Ontology annotation, molecular function: RNA binding; protein binding. Lineage: Eukaryota; Viridiplantae; Streptophyta; Magnoliopsida; Gentianales; Rubiaceae. The record is from RefSeq and is a predicted model, not a curated record. Gene Ontology annotation, biological process: RNA modification.